GUUUUGACUUAUUUGUUUUCUCCUCUACAUAACUGCGGACAAAAAUCGACAUACCACUACUAUAUUCUACCUCAGCAGCCGAGGAGCUACACCACAGUGAUGUCGGAUGGAGUUGUGCUCGGCGGUGAUGGGAACUUCAGCUCUCUCUGUCCGCUGGGGAUUGAGUGGAUCUGGUAUGGACUGGGUGAAUGUGCCCAGGAUGCCAGAGACCUCGCCAGUGUUGUUCUUGGACUUCUGUCGAUAGUUUGCUUCUUGGUGUCUUCACUACCGCAAUACUACAGUUCCUGCAAGACAGGAAAUAUGGACAGCGCUCUGUCUAUAUGGUUCCUGUUAUUUUGGCUGGCCGGUGACUUAUGCAAUCUUAUUGGAUCAUUCUUGGCUGAUCAACUUCCACUACAAAAAUACACUGCCGUGUACUACGUCCUGGCAGACCUGUUAAUGCUGUCAAUGUACUAUUACUAUAAACUAAAGAAUAGGGGAUCUAGGGCCAGUAACAGUGCACUGCUGAAUACGCUCAGCAUGUUAUGUCUUCUGGGAAUUACAUCUUCCCUCAUUAGUGUCCCUCGCUCAGCCCUAGAGGAUCAGAGGCCUCUGAGGUUCAAGGCUCGGGCGUUGCUGGCCGUGGAGGAGGACAGCGGAUCAGUGCAGCCCUUCGAUACAAAGGAGAUAAUAGGCUUUGUCUUCGGCUCAGUAUCUUCAGUACUGUAUUUAUGCUCCAGACUGCCACAGAUGUACACUAAUUUUCAGAGGAAGUCAACAGAGGGCGUGUCUUUUUUCCUAUUCGCUCUCGUGAUUCUGGGAAACACAACAUAUGGCAUCAGUGUGCUACUGAAGAACCCAGAUCCAGGGCAGGGAGAGGCCAGCUAUAUCAUACACCACCUCCCCUGGCUCAUCGGCAGCCUGGGAACGCUCUCACUUGACCUUAUAAUAUCCGUGCAGUUCAUGAUGUACAGCAAAUCACCUCGGGAUUCUGCAGAUGGAGAUGAAGAUGAAGAGACAGCUGUGCUUCUCUAUAACUGAACAAUUCCUGUCCCUGCUUUGACUGGAGGAAAUGCUGGAGAUGUUUGUUGAGCUUCACAUUUCCACAGCCACAGCUGAGACACGAGAAUCACUAUUUUUGUUCCCUAAUAGUAUUUGCUAGAUGUAUAUUAAUAGGGUUUAUACCUAGCAUUGUCAGUGGUUAAAAAUAUAUAUUUUUUCAGAUUGUGAAUAGUUAACUUUAAGUGGCUCAAUAUUUGGCACCAAAGGGAAUUAUUGAAACCCUUUUGUAAUGUUUGUACUGUACCUCAGAAUUCGUUUUAUUUUGUUUUAAAACUCAUACAUUUAUGUUCAUACAACUAUAAUUUUUCUUUUAUACAGUUGAAUGAAAGCUGUCUUCAGCAAGAUCUAACAGUCAUGACUAAGAAAGAACUGUGAACAUGUUCUGCCUUCAGUCUGUGUGCUAUGAUGAUCUUAAUAAGCUGUUUUUGUGCAAUCUUUUUGGUAUUGUAAAGAUGUUUUUAGUUUUUAUAUUGUGGCCUUUGAGUUGAUUUAACAUUGGACCUGUCAGUCAGUUCGUACCUUCAUUGAAGUUCAUAUAGUCUUUUUUUUACUUGUCUGUUUUUUUCUUUCUUUCUGUCUUUCUUUAUUUUUUGUCCUGUAUUAAAGCACAACACUCACUAAAGAGUUUAGUUUUUCUGAGGCCAAA
Carassius carassius (crucian carp) is the source of this 1687-nucleotide messenger RNA. Its product is annotated as lysosomal amino acid transporter 1 homolog. The coding region runs from base 100 to 1020 and encodes 306 amino acids. NCBI's taxonomy places the organism in Eukaryota, Metazoa, Chordata, Actinopteri, Cypriniformes, Cyprinidae. The record is from RefSeq and is a predicted model, not a curated record. The transcript has 8 exons.